GUCAUGUUUUCGACAAAUAUACUCAUUCUUGGAUUGGUUAUAUCUACCACUCAUCAUAGGCAUUGUCAAGAAGAUUCUGAAGUUUGUAAUUUUAAGAGGACAACCACAUGUAGCACCGAUAAAAAGUUUCAGGUUGACUGCACGGGAAAAAAUUUAUCUCAUAUUCCCAAGUUUCCGAAUUCUACAAAAACACUCAUUCUAGCGAGAAACAAAAUAAAAUGUAUAGCGGAAGGAAUAUUCGCUGCCCACAAUGCUCUUGAAGACUUGGAUUUAUCACAUAACAUUCUUGUUACACUGAUGCCAAAUUCGUUUAAAGGACUGAAGAACUUGUUGCGUCUGAACCUGCAAGGCAAUACACUUGGGAAAAAUAACACAGAAUUGCCGAAAAAUUGUUUUAAAUAUCUAACGAAACUACGACAGCUAAACGUUAAGGAUAAUCCAAUUACUGUAUUUCCAGAUCUAUCUUUGGUACUUAGUCUUGAAACUUUGAAUGCAACUUUUACCAACAGAAUGACUUUCGGUCAGCAGUUACAAGGACUUGGAUUUCUUAACCAUCUAGAUUUAUCUUCUUCAUCAUGCAAGCCGAAACAACUUGAUAAUAACACAUUUAAAGGAAUGGCAGCUUUACGUUAUUUAGAUGUGUCAAACAACAGCUUGUACAGCAUAUGGAAAGGUACAUUCGCACAUAUGCAACAUCUUCAGUUUUUGGACAUAUCUUAUAACACUCGGUUGGGCUUUCGAGGACUAAGAAAUGUCACCAAUGAUUUAUCAAAAACUUCAAUUGAAAUCUUCAAAUUUCAAAAAUUGGUUCCGACAUUUUCAAUGAAUCAGAUGCUGAUGAGAGAACACUUAGAACCUCUAAGGAAAACCAAAUUACGGGAGAUGUAUUUUGAUAGCAAUCGUAUUCAGCUUCUGCAAGCAGGAACAAUAAGUCUUUUACCGAAAACAAUAGAUACAAUUUCUAUUAGUGACAAUCCACUCUCGUAUGGAGAAUAUGUUUUAGAGUUUCGACAGUUAUCAGCAAAAAUUUUAAAUGUUUCAUUUCUGAGCACGUCACACCUACCAGUCAAUGAAGGAUUUUGUGUUUCGGAUUUGCAUGACAAGGAUUACGAACAAACUCUGUAUGAGUAUAAUUAUGUUGUGGGGGCACAGCAGGUAUCAACGAUGUCUCGGCAAUUCAUGGCAUUCAAUGCCGGUUUUAAGCUGGAUGUUUUGAACAUAAUUAAUCUACCUUUGCAUCUUCGUGUAUUGUAUUUCACGGCUAGUAAAUCAGAAUUUGAGAUUCCAAGGCUCCGUUUCAGUGAUAAUGUACUAGAAAAGGUUGAUUUCUCCUCCAACAUAUUCUACUCAUUGAAAGGUCCUAUAGUCAAUAUGCCUCAUUUACAUGAGCUUGAUUUGUCAAACAAUUUCUGUUCAAACAUUUCUAAUGUAUUUUUCAACGGAACUCCAAAUAUUCAAAAACUUCUGCUUCAGAAUAAUUUGUUAGGCUUCAUUCUACCAAACGACGAAAAAGGAGAAAUAUUUAGGCCUCUGGAGAAAUUAGAAAUCAUUGAUUUGUCAGACAACAGAAUUCCAAGAUUGCCUUAUUUAAUUUUUGAGUCGCAUCAAUCAAUAAAAGAAAUAAAUUUGAAAAGGAAUGUGUUGGAACAAAUGCAACUUAAAAUUGAUCAUAUGAGAAAACUUACUUUUUUGGAUCUGUCAAAUAAUGUGAUACGAUUUCUUGAUGUUGAUGAAACAGCCAAUCUCGAGACAGUUGCAAAAUACAAUACAAAUCUUACAGUAGACUUAAGCGGCAAUCCAAUUCAAUGUGUAUGUAGCAACAUUAACUUUAUAAGGUGGAUGGCAGCAACAGAGAUUCGUUUUAAAGGGUUAACAUCUUAUUCCUGUCAGCUGUCAAAUCUUACCAAAAUUUCUCUGGCACAUCCGAAAGACCUUGAACAAAUACUCGAAAAAGAAUGUUCUUCGUAUCUUGGUUUGAUAUUAGGUAUUUGUUCGGCGUUGGUUCUUUCCGUUGUAACAGUUACCACUGGCAUUGUAUAUAGAUAUCGAUGGAAGCUUAGAUAUCUUUACUUCAUGGCAAAAUUAAAAUAUAAAAAAACUCCGAGCAUAUUAAAAAAUGAUGUUUCCUACGAUUUUGAUGCAUUUGUUUCCUAUGCUGACGAAGACCAGAAUUUUGUGCACGACAAAUUUAUCAACCAUGUUGAAAAAGAUGGAGAACUGCGGAUUUGUGUUCAUAAACGCGAUUUUCUUGUUGGAAAUGAAAUCGCUGCUAACAUUACCGAUGCCAUACACAGAAGUCGUAAGACUGUUUGCAUAAUCAGUCGCCCUUUCUUAAACUCGUACUGGUGCAUGUUUGAAUUCAACAUGGCACGGAUGGAGAGUAUUUACUCACGAGAUGGAGAAAACAUUGUAUAUUUAAUCUUUCUUGAUCAAAUUCCAACCAAUAUCUUACCUCUGAUUUUAUUGGAACUCGUACAAUCACAAUCGUACAUAGAGUUUCCGAAUGACGAAUAUGGCGAUACAAUUUUCUGGGAGAAUUUGAAACAAGUUUUGAAAGAUUGAAAAUAUUUUAAAAAAAAUAUUUGCGCUAUGUUCAUAUGUCCUGAAUUGUGGCGAUUUUACUAACUUUCGAAAAGUUUCUUACUCUUAACAUAAUCAUACAUUUUUGUUUAAUGAAGCAUUGUUUGCAAUCUAUAAUAAAAUAAACAUAAUCGCUUUUAUAGAAGGAAGUUUUUGCUUGUAUAGAUAAACUUGGAUUGAGUGACUGUACAUUGUAACGAAUAUAUGUCGCCAUUAUUUUUUAUUGUGAAGUCAAAUAAGGAAAUUAAAUAGUAAAUGAAAAAUCGACAACCAACUUUGUCCCGCAUAAUGUUUAAAAAAAUCAAG
Molecule: messenger RNA, 2886 nt
Organism: Mytilus californianus (California mussel)
Lineage: Eukaryota; Metazoa; Mollusca; Bivalvia; Mytilida; Mytilidae
Product: toll-like receptor 4
Exons: 1
Coding region: 4-2562 (852 amino acids)
Biological process (GO): inflammatory response; immune response; toll-like receptor signaling pathway
Cellular component (GO): membrane
Molecular function (GO): transmembrane signaling receptor activity; protein binding
Source: RefSeq, a predicted model, not a curated record